Messenger RNA from Anguilla rostrata (American eel), 671 nucleotides. Its product is annotated as gamma-crystallin M3-like. The coding region runs from base 85 to 609 and encodes 174 amino acids. Gene Ontology annotation, molecular function: structural constituent of eye lens. Gene Ontology annotation, biological process: visual perception; lens development in camera-type eye. Lineage: Eukaryota; Metazoa; Chordata; Actinopteri; Anguilliformes; Anguillidae. The record is from RefSeq and is a predicted model, not a curated record. The transcript is spliced from 3 exons.
AAGCCGUCCCAUGGUCUAUAAAGUAUAAAAGCUGCACCCGACCACAGGGCAUCAGACGGAGUACCGCAAGACAUCGCAUCAGACAUGGGCAAGAUCAUCUUCUACGAGGACAGGAACUUCCAGGGCCGCUCCUAUGAGACCAGCAGCGACUGCGCGGAGCUCACCUCCUUCCUGAGCCGCUGCCACUCCUGCAGGGUGGAGAGCGGCUGCUUCAUGGUCUACGACCGCUCCAACUACAUGGGGAACCAGUACUUUGUGAGGAGGGGCGAGUACUCGGACUACUCCCGCAUGGGCAUGAGCGACUGCAUCAGAUCCUGCCGCAUGAUCCCCAUGCACAGAGGAUCCUUCAGGAUGAGGAUCUACGAGAAGGAGAACUUCGGAGGUCAGAUGCACGAGCUGAUGGACGACUGCGAGUCAUUCCAGGAGCGUUACCGCAUGUCCGACUGCCAGUCCUGCAACGUGAUGGACGGCCACUGGCUCAUGUACGAGCAGCCCCACUUCAGAGGCAGGAUGAUGUACAUGAGGCCUGGGGAGUACAGGAGCUUCAGAGAUAUGGGCUACAGCAACAUGAAAUUCACGUCCAUGAGGCGCAUCAUGGACACUUGCUAAAUUCACUGGCAUUAACUUUUGAGAUGCCUGAUGAAAAUAUAAAAUAAAAAAAGUAAAAUUUG